CGUAGCUUAGUGACAACACGGCAAAGCACUUUGGUCGGAAUCCGUCUGUGGCUAAGCUUGCUAGCUUGGAUGAUAAGCAGCAAGCUCGCCAGAUUGUUGUGGAUGUGGACAGCCAGUCUCUGAUAUAGACAGCUGACGACUUGAGAGUUGUAGAGGAAAAUGAGGCUGAAGGAGAUCCAGAGGACUGCCCACCAGGCGUGGAGUCCUGCCGGGCAUCAUCCCAUCUACUUGGCGUUAGGAACAUCAGCACAGCAGCUUGAUGCCUCUUUCAACACCACCGCUGCUCUGGAGAUAUUUGAGAUGGACUUUUCAGACCCCUCUCUGGAGAUGCAGCUCAGAGGAACCCUACCCACUGCAAACAGGUUGCACAGUAUUGUGUGGGUGAAUUUUGGCUCUGGAGCUGAUGGCACUGGAGGCAGGCUGGUUGGUGGUGGUGAAAAUGGCACUUUAACUGUAUAUAACCCAGAGGUCAUAAUGAGCUCUGGAGCAGAGGCAAUAGUGGGACAGUCUGACAAGCACACAGGACCCAUUAGAGCACUCGAUUUCAACCCUUUUCAGAGCAAUCUCCUUGCAUCAGGAGCAAACGAUUCAGAGAUAUAUAUCUGGGAUCUGAACAACUUCAGCAGUCCAAUGACACCAGGCGCAAAAACACAGCCUGCUGAAGACAUCAGUGUGGUGUCCUGGAACAGGCAGGUUCAGCACAUCCUGGCCUCCGCAAACCCCAGCGGGAAAGCAGUGGUGUGGGAUCUUAGAAAGAAUGAGCCAAUCAUCAAGAUCAGUGACCACAGUAACAGGAUGCACUGCUCAGGAAUGCUCUGGCACCCUGAUGUAGCCACUCAGUUGGUGUUGGCCUCAGAAGAUGACAGACUGCCCGUCAUCCAAAUGUGGGAUCUUCGUUUCGCCACAUCACCCCUUAAAGUCCUGGAGAACCACACAAGAGGAAUUCUGUCUAUAUCCUGGAGCCAGGCUGACCCUGAACUCUUGUUGAGUAGUGCUAAAGACAACCGCAUCCUCUGCUGGAACCCAAACACAGGAGAGGUGAUUUAUGAGCUUCCAACAACAAACCAGUGGUGCUUUGACAUCCAAUGGUGCCCCAGGAAUCCAGCCCUGCUUUCAGCCGCCUCAUUUGAUGGGAGAAUCACUGUUUACUCAGUAAUGGGAGGGAGCAUGAAGGCUCAGCAGCAAAGCACAGUUGAUAAGAUAUCCUCCUCAUUUGAUACAAUGGAUCCCUUCGGUACAGGCCAGGUGCUUCCUCCCCUGCAGGUUCCUCAGCCUACAGCACAGGACACCAUUGUCCCUCCUCUGAAGAAGCCUCCAAAGUGGGUGCGCAGACCAGUGGGGGCUUCUUUUGCUUUUGGUGGAAAACUGAUCACCUUUGAGAAUCCAAAGCAGCCUCCCGUGCAGAGCCCCCAGCCCGUCCCCAGACAGGUGUUUGUGAGCCAGGUAACCACGGAGACAGAUUUCCUCCAGCGCUCCAGGGAGCUGCAGGCGGCGCUGCAAUCUGGCUCCUUCAACAGCUACUGCCAGGCAAAGAUUCAGAGCGCCAAAUCAGAUGCCGAGCAGGAUAUAUGGAAGUUUCUUCUGGUAAACUUUGAAGAUGAAGCCCGAAUUAAAUUCCUCAGACUUCUGGGUUUCAGCAAAGAUGAACUGGAGAAAAAGAUCUCAAAAUGUCUGGGGAAGAGUUUUCAGCACAACGGACACGGAGUAGAUGCCAAAGAUCUGGCAGAAAAGAUGCAGCGACUUUCCACUGAGAGGGCUGAUGAAGCAGUGGCUGAUGCUAGAACCUCAGGGUCUGUUUCACCAGCAGACUUCUUCAGUCAAACCCCAAAGGAAAACUCCCAUUUCCAGAUCCCUAUAUCCUGUGACACUGAUGGUUUAAUAAGCCAGGCGCUGCUGGUUGGAAACUUUGAGGGAGCUGUGGAUCUGUGUCUAAAUGACGGGCGUUACGCUGAAGCUAUCCUGUUAUCUAUCAGUGGAGGAGAGGAGCUGCUCAAGAAAACUCAGCAAAAAUAUCUAAGCAAGCAAAAGAACAGCAUUUCAAUGCUCAUAUCUUCAGUGGUGACUCAGAACUGGAGAGACAUUGUACAAAGCUGCGAGUUAGACAACUGGAAGGAGGCUCUGGCUGCCCUGCUGACCUACGCUCACCCUGAAGAUUUUGCGCGCUUGUGCGACACUCUGGGAGGCCGUUUGGAGCAUGAGGGCACAGAGAAGCGCUGCCUGCAGGCCUGUCUGUGUUACAUCUGCUCUGGGAAUAUCGAGAAACUGGUGGAGUGCUGGGCUUUACAUAAAGACAGCUCUACUCCUCUUGGUCUAGAGGACCUCGUUGAAAAGGUAAUGAUGCUUCGUAAAUCCAUAGAGCGCCUCCGAAACACUGAAGUGGCAGUUCAGAGCCCCAUCCUUGCUGAGAAGCUAACGUGCUACGCUGGCAUUCUGGCAGCAGAGGGCAGUCUAGCCACUGCCAUGGCCUACCUGCCUGAGAACUCAGACCAACCUGGCAUCAUGAUGCUGAGAGACAGACUGUUCCAUGCUCAGGGAGAGGCUGCGGGAGGACAGCAGCCUUCAAACUCCUCCAACAGAGCCAGUGUGUCUGCAGCUAAGCCCGCUCCUGCUGCACAGGCUGCUGCACCUAAAGCACAAGUUAUGAGUCAGUACCAGCCUCCUGCUACUGCUCAGGUGGCAGCCCAACCACAGCCUCCAAUGCCAUCGGUUUUUACUCCACAAGCUGCUCCAGCCAGCUCCAGGACUGGUCUACCACCUUCUCACGUCAUGCCGCCCAGCUCUACCCUCCCCACCAUGAGGCCCCCCUACCCCCAGCAUCCAGCUCCGGCUCCAGGUUUUCUUCCUCAUCAGCCAUUCCAGCCCCCGCAGAUGCCCGUAGGCGGCCCUUCAUCCUUCCCUCCUCCAGGCCCCUCUAUGCCAGCUGCUAGCUUAUCUGGACCUCCACUCCCACCCUCUUCAUCGGCCCCUGGAGGCUUGCCCCCAAUGCCCAGCCCAGGGGUGCCGCCAACAAGCUUCAUGCCAUCUACCUCUUUACCAUCAGGCCCUAUGUCGCCAACCUCCCAGCCUGGAGCCCCAGUCCCCAUGUACCCAGGGGCCUUACACAACCAGGGGCCUGCACCUCCUAUGGCUUCUGUUCCCUAUAACCCUCUCGGAUCAGGGUAUCCACAGGGAGGUCCUGGUGCUCCUGCUGCAAAGCCGUUCUCUCCACCAGUUGCUCCUCCUCCCAUAGGCUUCUUUCCCUGGCUGAAUUCCCAGUGUGACUACCAAGGUUUGAGAUGAUUUUCUGGUAACUCAAUGUAUUUUUGUGGUGUUUGCUUACAUGCUUAAGGGAAAUGUAGUGCUGAUUAAUAUCUAAGUACUUAAGCUGCAAACCUCAGUAUUCAGGACUGAAUCAAACUAUUCCAGGGAUGUAACGAUACAUUCAUGAUGGAAUACUAUGUGCGAUUCUAGCUUCAUGCUAUUGUUUUUUAACACAUAUUUUGUUUUGAUAAAUGAAGAGAUUGCCUCAUAAAACUGUUAUUUUUAUGCUAAUUUGAAAGAAUGCAAAAUGUACCUCCAGUAAGAUGCAAAUUUAUGAAAGAAAAUGGCUAAAAAAAAAAUGAGUAGCAGAAAGCUGUUGAAUGCAUUAGCACCCUCUGAGGAGGCAGAAGCUUCUGAUGUUGCCUUUACAUUGUCUGUAGCAUCUUUCCAUCUCUCUCUGUUACCUACAGGGGAAACAAUAAAUCACAAGAGUUAGAGACCAUCUUAUAGUUUAUUGAAAGAGAAUUUGAUUUGGACUGAAGAUAAGAUGUUUAAACAAUCCGCAAAUAUACUGCAGCAGACCACCCUGGCACCGUCCAUGAAUGGAAACGCUGGUGGUGCAUUACUGCAAGAUAUUCACUUGCUGCCCCCAUGUCUGUAUGCCUUUAUUCAGCUACAGAUGUAAAAUAUGUGAGUACCAGGGUUCAGGGGGCAUAGCAGGUAGUAGUGCUUAGCUUGGGACCAAAUUUUUCAGCCCAAGCCUGUGCAUGUUCUCUCUUAGCCUGACCCGGCCCAUCCUGUUACCUGUAUGGGUCCAAGCCCAAUUCAAACCCAACCAUUUUUUUAACAAGUGGGCUUUUGUAAUUUAGGUUUUGGACUGCAUUUCUGUGGUGUUUUGAUGACUAAAAUACUUGCUUCCUGUGUGCCAUGCUCUCUCUUCUUAGCUCACCCCCAACCCCUCUGCACCCUAUCACUGUGUGUUAACAGAGUGGAACAGGCUGUCAGUGGCACUUUUAACAGCUUUUCUCGCUCAUUUUAUCAAACAACAUUCUCUUGAAGGAAUAUUUUGGUAUUUUUAAAGUUGGGUUGUAUGAGGUGCUUUGCAAUAGUAGUGGCAUUAGCCUCCAGAGAUUUCAGUGUGCCUUGCCUCUUUAAGCAGAAUGUGCUGGGGCACCAGCCAGGAAGCUAGGCUAUACAGCACUGCAGGCAGGUGCAGUUACUCCACCAAAAAAACUGAUCAAGAGAUGAUAAUGCGCUGUGGGGGAAUAACACAUAGCAUAGGUUGCCUCACAAAAUAGUACUAAACACAGAGACUUUCUGGCUGAAAACUAAAACACUGCAGAAAUGUUCAGUAUAGGAUCUAUUUGAGCCAACAUUGUUUUCUGGCCCAUUUUUUACAUGAUACUUGCUAAAUUACAUGAAGUAACUGUACCUGUAGGCAGCGCUGUAUAGCCUAACUUCCUGGCUGGUGCCUCCAGCACGAUCUGCUUAAAGCUUCAACACACACUUACAUCUCUGGAGGCUAAUAUCGCUAUUACCAAGUACUUUAUAACCUAACUUAAAAAAUACCGAAAUAACCCUUUAAAGAAAACUGUGAUUUAUUGUUAACUGCUUGGAGUGUAGUUUUUUGAAGACUCCUCAAUUCAAGGAACAUGACCAGCAGACCCCUACAGUGCAUCCUAUUAUUUUGUGCUGUGGGUCUGCACUGAGGGAAGUUGUUCUGAUUUAGAAAGAUUAGAGGAAAACCUUAAAAAAUCUAAGGUAAAACAUAGCUGCCAUGCCAGACAGGACAUCUUUGACUUCACUCUAGUCUGAUCUGGCUCAGGGUAGGAUAAGGUUGGGAUCCCUAGCCUGAGCAGGUUCUGUGCCAAAAGCCACAUCAGGCUGUUCUCAGGCUCGGGUAGAGGAUCUAGUGGAUAGGUAGAACCCCCAUGUGAGGAGGCUUUAGUCCUCUGUAGCCCCUUACUCUCAUCAUUCCCCACUCUCUCUCCUUAAUUUCCCUGGCUGGCUGCUGUAAAGGCAAAAGAUAAGUCCUAAAAGAAAACAGAUGCUAGUGCCUCAAACAAGAGAAGUCAAAAACUGACAGCAUUCUUGGCUGUUCAUAAAAAGGACUCAUGAUUAAUUCAAUCAAAUUGGAAUUUACUGUAGAUGUACUUUUUUCAGCAGCGUUGCAAAGAACCGUUACAUCCCUAAACUUUUGGUUAAAAGCUUACAUGACUGAUAAAUGUUUGUUCAGCUAUGUAGAAGACUUCUAUUUUUUCAUCCUUGUGGUUUUAUUGGUGUUCAACUUUGAGCAGCGUGCUUGUGCAUUUUAAUCAAAAUUUCUGCAACUGCUGAGCUCUCUUGGUUAGUGGCGUUCUUAUUUUGAGCAUUUUUGACUAACACUGGCUCAAAGAUGUGUUCAAAUGCUUGUGUGUGCUGACGAGAAGAUAAGCUGCUAGUCUUUCUAAUUCCCUCCCACUAUUUUU
This is a messenger RNA of Cheilinus undulatus (humphead wrasse), 5708 nucleotides long. It is a transcript of the gene sec31b, whose product is annotated as SEC31 homolog B, COPII coat complex component. Gene Ontology annotation, biological process: endoplasmic reticulum organization; endoplasmic reticulum to Golgi vesicle-mediated transport; COPII-coated vesicle cargo loading. The record is from RefSeq and is a predicted model, not a curated record. The transcript has 22 exons. The coding region runs from base 160 to 3279 and encodes 1039 amino acids. Gene Ontology annotation, molecular function: structural molecule activity; protein binding. Gene Ontology annotation, cellular component: COPII vesicle coat; endoplasmic reticulum exit site. NCBI's taxonomy places the organism in Eukaryota, Metazoa, Chordata, Actinopteri, Labriformes, Labridae.